Messenger RNA from Pediculus humanus corporis (human body louse), 1989 nucleotides. Its product is annotated as Rhophilin-2, putative. Lineage: Eukaryota; Metazoa; Arthropoda; Insecta; Psocodea; Pediculidae. Gene Ontology annotation, biological process: negative regulation of stress fiber assembly; signal transduction. The record is from RefSeq and is a predicted model, not a curated record. Gene Ontology annotation, molecular function: protein binding. The coding region runs from base 1 to 1989 and encodes 662 amino acids. The transcript has 11 exons.
AUGUUCAAAUGGGUUCGAUUGGGAACUGAUUUUAGAAAACGAAAUGGGGGAAGCGAUCCUAGAGUUGCAACUUGUCGGGGAAAAUUACAAAAUAAAAGAUCAAAAUUAAAUCAAGAAAUAAACAAAGAAUUGAGAUUAAGAGCCGGCGCCGAAAAUUUAUUCAGGGCUACAAAUAAUAGAAAAUUAAAGGAAACAGUAGCUCUUGAAUUAAGCUUUGUUAAUUCUAAUUUACAAUUGCUGAAGGAACAGUUAGCAGAGCUUAACAGUUCAGUAGAAUUAUAUCAAAAUGAAGAAAAAGGACCCAUUAUACCCUUGAUACCUUUGGGUUUAAAAGAAACCAAAGAAGUUGAUUUUAAAGAACCUUUUAAAGACUUUAUUCUAGAACAUUAUUCGGAAGAAGGAAAUUUAUAUAGCGAUGUCAUAUCACAAGUAAUGGAUUUACGUCAGGCUAUUAGAACUCCUUUAAGAGAUGAAAAUGGUAUUUCCUUAUUAUUUCAAUAUUAUAAUCAAUUAUACUUUUUAGAAAGAAGAUUUUUCCCUCCUGAUAGAAGUUUAGGAAUAUAUUUUGAAUGGUAUGAUUCAUUAACGGGAAUUCCCAGCUAUCAGCGAACUGUUGCUUUUGAAAAGGCUUGCGUUUUGUUCAACAUAGCCGCCAUUUACACUCAAAUAGCAGCAAAACAAGAUCGUAAGUCUAUAAGUGGUUUAAAUAGCGCUAUAGAAGCUUUUCUACGUUCCUCUGGUACGCUAAAAUACAUUAGCGAAAAUUUUACAAAUGCUCCAAGUACUGAUUUAAAUACCGAAAUGUUGGAAAUGUUGGGACAUUUAAUGCAGGCUCAGGCAAAAGAAUGUUUUUUAGAAAAAUUAGAUUUGUCACAAGAAAGUGAUGAAGAUAAAACUAUUGAUGAGUUGUUAGAUUUAGCACAAGAAGGAAGUCACGUGGCUGAUAUUUAUACUCACGUAAUUAAAUUAAUUUCACCUGUCAAAUGUUUCGUUCCGUAUACCUGGAUAUCACUCGUCACAUUAAAAGUUGAAUACUAUAUGGCUAUGGCACACAGGUUUUGCGGUAUGGCUUUGAUGAAUACGGAAAUGAAAAAUUUCACGGCCGACACCAUAGAACGUUUAAAAAGAGUUCACUAUGUUUCCGACGACAAAUUACAAAUAGAUAUAUUGUUUCCUAAAAACGAGGAUGAUAAUCAAUUAUUAGCGCGGGCUCAUUUGAAAGAAUCAUUACUCAAAUUUGAAGAAACAUUAAGAUUGCACAGAAUGUGUAGAGAACUGAAAAAUAAACCCGGUUUAGAAACCGUAUUAAAGACUUAUCAUUCAUUAGCUUUAAAUUUAUAUUCAAAAUUUGAAGAGAAAAACGAUUUUAGAGAUGUACUCGAACCUCCGCAAAUAAUACCUUUAACAAAAUUUACCUUUUCGAUAAAGCAACCGGAUUUUGCACAAUAUCGGGUUGACGACAUGUUUAAAAAACUUGGUCCUUGUGCCGUUUUUUCUGCCAAACAUCAUUGGAGUGCACCUCGUUUGGUACAAUUACAAAGAACGAGUAAAAAAGAAAAAUUUGGAUUCACAGUAAGAGGUAGUUGUCCCGUUAUUGUAUCUGGAGUUGAUCCUCAUAGUUUAGCUGAUUUCGGAGGAAUUAAAGAAGGUGAUUAUUUGGUGUCGGUUGGAGACGAAGAUGUUAAAUGGUAUUCAAACGAUCAAGUAACAAAUUUGUUGGAAUCCGCUGGAGAUUCUCUCUCACUUAAACUCGUAACACCUAUGAAUAAAAAUAAUUCAAAAGUUUUGGAAGGUUUUAAAUGUUCAUCCGUCGUUUUGGAUUCCAGUCAAACAUCAAAUGAUUUAAGUAAUAAUAGAUCAUGGACGAAAGGAAUUCAAUUAAUUCAUUCUUCUCUUCUUUCCGAUAUAAAUUUAAAAAGACUGACGUGGAAUCCUUUUAAAAAACAAAAUUCAACAGGAUCCGUUUUAGAUAAUUCCUACGAAACGUAA